Molecule: messenger RNA, 1614 nt
Organism: Ylistrum balloti
Lineage: Eukaryota; Metazoa; Mollusca; Bivalvia; Pectinida; Pectinidae
Product: solute carrier family 22 member 21-like
Exons: 8
Coding region: 1-1614 (537 amino acids)
Biological process (GO): transmembrane transport
Cellular component (GO): membrane
Molecular function (GO): transmembrane transporter activity
Source: RefSeq, a predicted model, not a curated record
AUGUCGGCGACAAGUGCAUACCUAGAGGGCCUCAUUGACGAAUGCGGAGGGUUUUCAAAAUUCCAGGUUAUCAUUUUCACCAUUGUUAUGACGAGCAAAUUCAGUGCAACAUGGAGUACGCUGAUGAUGACAUUUGCUGGAGCCAUUCCUGACUGGGAUUGUAUUUAUGAUGAAUCUUUAGGAACUUUGUCAAAUCAGUCAGUUGUGACGAACACUUCAAUGUACGAUGAAAAUUUCUCGAACAGUUCUUAUCAACAAUGUCAGCCUCCGGAAAAUGCUACUGCCGACAGGUGUAUGGAAUAUCGUUUUAAGGACGACAUGAAUACCGUCGUGAACGAGUGGACAUUGGUGUGUGACAAAGAAGGGAUAGCAUCAACUAUCACCAUGAUACAGAUGGCUGGACUACUGAUCAGUGGAGUGACCGCUGGUCACUUGGCAGACAUCAUUGGCCGAAAACCUACCUACUUCUUAUCGUUAGCUAUAAUGGCCAUUUUCAACGUUUGUGCUGGUUUUUCGGUGUCCUGGGAAAUGUUUGCAGCUCUGAGGUUUUGUCUUGGUUUUGGGAUAGGUUGUUAUCUGACAGUGUUUUACAAUUUUCUGAUUGAGUUUACGCCAGCCAAGUACCGCGCAGCCGUAACAGCCCUCCCGUCCUGGCCUGUCUGGGCAUGCGUGUUUGGAUUUUUGUCAAUGUGGCUGCAUGACUGGAAGUACCUCCACUUCGCCACAGCUAUACUUAUCCUACCAUAUCUACUAUGCUGGUGGAUAACUCCAGAGAGCUUCCGAUACCUCGUUUCCCACAACAAGAUAGAUGAGGCCGAGGAAAUAAUUCGCCGAAUGGCACGUACAAACGGGCGCCCUGUUCCCGAUCUGAAGAGAUUACGCUUUUUGGCAGAGGAGGAUAUAAAGACAAAAGAAAAGAAACACACAAUAAAAGACUUGCUGAUGGACCGUACCUUGUUUAAACGUACAUGUCUCCUUGGAGUAGGAUGGUUGUCCUGUGGCUAUGGUUACUACGCCAUCUCCUUCGGAGUACAGCAUUUGUCCGGGAAUCUUUACCUCAAUAUGUUCCUGCUUAGCGCUGUGGAAAUUCCUACCCAAAUAUUGAAUUAUUUCUUUACGAACAAGGUUGGUCGACAAAAGUCAGCAUUCGUAUUAUUACUGAUGGGAGGUCUGUCUGGGAUCGUGGUAGCAGCAGCAGAAAUAAGUGACUUGAAUAUAAAACAUCAGCUGAUUAAUGGAUUCGCGUUGACGGCGAAGUUAUGUGUGGCAACGGGCUGGGCCUCCCUCAUGUUACUGACAACAGAGACCUACCCAACUGUUGUAAGAAACAUCGGAUUUGGACUCCAUAAUUCUAUAUCACGUGUGGGAGCGAUGGUUGCACCAAAAAUUGUUUACCUGAACAAAUAUACACCUGGACUGAUGUAUUUUCUGUUUGGAGGACUUAUGCUGUGUUCUGCAAUCUGCACAUUGUUGGUGGUAGACACAAACGGCAAACAUAUGCAAGAUCUUAUCAAAAGUGAUACAAAAAAGGGAAACGUAAUUUCCGAGAUUCCAUCGAUCGAAAAAGUGGUUUCGGAUAAUAGAAAAUCACAAACAAAUGAUGAAAUACUAUGA